UUUGUUCAUAAUUCUGAUUCUCACCAGAACCUAAGCCAAAUCAUCACGAGCAAACAUGGUUGUGUGGACAGAUGAAGAGCGCGCAGCCAUCUCCGACAUCUUCUCCAAGCUAGACUAUGACGACGUUGGCCCAAAGUGCCUGUCAAGGUGUCUGAUCGUUUACCCCUGGACCCAGAGGUACUUCGGGGCCUUCGGCAACCUGUACAACGCAGAGGCCAUCAUGAACAAUCCUCUGAUCGCUAAGCACGGCACCACGGUGCUGCGCGGUCUGGAAAGAGCUCUGAAGAACAUGGACGACAUAAAGAACACAUACGCCGAGCUGAGCAUUCUGCACUCCGAGAAACUGCGCGUGGAUCCCGACAACUUCAAGCUGUUGUCUGACUGUCUGACCAUCGUCAUCGCUGCGAAGAUGGGCACCGCCUUCACCCCCGAGUAUCAGGCAUCCUUCCAGAAGUUCUUGUCCGUGGUGGUGUCCGCUCUGGGCAGGCAGUACCACUAGAGUCAGUCCUCUAUACCUGACAGAGGAGACAUGUGUUUCACCCCUCAAUUAAAAAUAAAAGAAGCAUAGAAGCA
Messenger RNA from Oncorhynchus kisutch (coho salmon), 573 nucleotides. Its product is annotated as hemoglobin subunit beta-2. NCBI's taxonomy places the organism in Eukaryota, Metazoa, Chordata, Actinopteri, Salmoniformes, Salmonidae. Gene Ontology annotation, molecular function: oxygen carrier activity; haptoglobin binding; organic acid binding. The coding region runs from base 56 to 499 and encodes 147 amino acids. The record is from RefSeq and is a predicted model, not a curated record. Gene Ontology annotation, biological process: oxygen transport; hydrogen peroxide catabolic process. Gene Ontology annotation, cellular component: hemoglobin complex; haptoglobin-hemoglobin complex; blood microparticle. The transcript is spliced from 3 exons.